ACUAUCUUCAGUUUAUAGAAUAAGCGCUACUCAUAAACCCGCGAUGAUUUUGAUCAUUGUUUGCGAUCCAGCUGCGUUUAUGGAUCACGAUCCACGUGAAUUAUAAGGUACGUAAAGUUGAAGCAACGUGGAGUAACAGCACUACCGGUGUGUCGAGCAGCCGAUUACAAACGAAAUUUGAGGAUAAAAUUUUAACUCUAGUCAGUCAUCUGUGAUUUGAUGUUUGAAAAUUUAAGUUAGUGAUCAAUUUUGUAAUUAAUACUAGAACUGAUUAACAAUCAAUAAUAGUUUCAGAAUUGUGAAGUGCAGGCGAAGAAAGAUAUACUUGUUGAAAAAUAAAUUGUUUUAAUUAUAAAUAGAGAAUGGAUGAAGAAACUAAUGAACCAGAGCAAAAAAAUUAUAUAUCUUGUUUGAAUUGGGUGAAAAAAGGAAUUGCUGCUUCUGUACCUGAUAAGAUAGAGUUAACUGCUCAAGAAUUACAAAAUAUUAUAAAAGAGACUCAUUCAGAAUUGCAAAAGCAAAAUAAAGAUGAAAAUACUAGUGACGAAGAUACUAAUAAUAUUAACAUCGACGAAGAUGUUAAAGAUGAUUCAAUAAAAAUUACAGAUGAAUUUGAUUUUGAAAAAUAUGAUGAAGAAUCUGGAAAUAUAUACUGUAAUAUUAAUGGAAUCGCAGUAAUUAAUAAUGAAAAAGACCCAUUUAUAACAGUAGAUGAUAAUGAAGAUGAUUCAGAAAAAGAAGAUGAUAUUAUUAAAGCAAAUGAUAAUCUUCUCUUAGUAGGACAUGUAGUAGAUGAAGCCAGUAUUUUAGAAGUAUAUGUUUAUAAUGAAGCAGAAGGAUCAUUUUAUUGCCAUCACCAUGACUAUUUACCUUACAUUCCAUUAUGUUUUGAGUGGCUAAAUUUUGAUCCCGCUGAAGAAAAACCUGGUAAUUUAUGUGCAAUUGGAAACGAUACUCCAAUUAUAGAAGUAUGGGAUUUAGAUGUAAUAGGAGGAGUUGGUUCUGUAUUUAAAUUAGGCCAAAAGUCUAAUAAAAAAAAGCGUAUUAAAAGAAUUGGGCACAAAGAUGCAGUCCUCGAUUUAGCAUGGAAUACAUAUCAUAAUCAUGUUCUGGCAAGUGGUUCUGCAGAUUGUACAUCAAUACUAUGGGAUUUAGAAACUGGUUCUCCAAACACAAUAUUAAGUUCAUUUAAUGGAAUAGUUCAAAGUUUAAAAUGGCAUCCAACAGACUCUCAUAUGUUACUUACAGGAAGCAUGGACAAGAAAGUACGAUUAUUUGAUUGUAAUACUGAAAUACCGAAAAUAUGGAAUGCUUCGGGCGAAGUUGAAAAGGUUGUAUGGAAUAAUUCUGAUCCUAACACAUGUUUUAUAAGCACAGACAAUGGAUACAUUGAAUGUAUUGAUAUUAGAUGUGAUAAGCCAUUAUGGCAACAUAAUGUACAGAAAGAAGAAGUUGCUGGUUUAUCUAUGAGUACCUUAUGCCCAGGAUUAUUAUUCAGUUCUAAUAAAGAUGGAACUGUUAAAGUAUGGGAUGUUAUAAAUCAUUUGGAACCACAAUUAGUCUUUGAAAAACAGACAAACUUGGGUCAUAUUAUUUGUCUGGAGGCUAGCUGUGAUAAUCCAUUUACAUUUGCUGCUGGAGGAGAUAAUAAAGCGCAUAAUUUAAAUGUAUUCGACUUCAAAACUGUGGAUGAAGUUUUUAAUACGUUUAAAAAUCGUACGCCAAAAAAAUUUGAAGGUGAAAAUAAUUUGCAAGAAACUGAAAACAACGUGCAGAGUGAAGUAAUGGAUGUUACAGAAAAUUUUGGAACGAUAAAUUUGGAACAAAAAGUUAACAUAAAAAAGAAAAAAAAAUUCAAACGUUCAAGUUUCAAAUAA
Messenger RNA from Ceratosolen solmsi marchali, 1877 nucleotides. RefSeq names its product PWP1 homolog no child left behind (gene nclb). The transcript has 12 exons. Gene Ontology annotation, molecular function: protein binding. The record is from RefSeq and is a predicted model, not a curated record. Bases 363 to 1877 code for a protein of 504 amino acids. Gene Ontology annotation, cellular component: nucleus. NCBI's taxonomy places the organism in Eukaryota, Metazoa, Arthropoda, Insecta, Hymenoptera, Agaonidae. Gene Ontology annotation, biological process: rRNA processing.